GACAUACCGCCGGCAGACGAUCCGCAGGACUUGUCGCCGCCCGCCAACCGCCACGUCUAGACGAGCCACAGCGAUGCCGAACGAUUACACCGUCGAAAUGUCGCACAAAGAAAGUGACCACAGCAGAAAUAAAAAGGUAUUUCAGUAAGUUGGGAAUUAGCAAAGGUCACCGAUGAGGUAAUAACGUUGAAAGUUGCUAGUUCGUUUAUCUAUGAAAAAUACAUUAGCUUCAACAAUACGCAUCAAUGCUACAAGUCUUAUUCUAUUGUGUAAUUCAUGUUUAUAUUAUAUUUUAUUCAUAAUAUUUUUCUUUUCUUUUAUUGAUUUAAAGCCCGGCAAAUAUGGCCAUUAGCUGUUUGUAGGAUGGUACGGUUGGUUUGGAACGCAUUUGUAUGUGUGGCAAGGAUUUUCUUACUAAAAAUCCAGAGUGGUCACCCAUCCGGGAACUAGAGUACGCAACUAAGUGUCUACACCGGGCCACACCACUCCACGAUAAUAUUAUGUAUAUAAAAAUAACACGAUACUAUCCAACAAUAUGGAUGGGGAAAAUAAACGUUAUCAUUAUGGAAUAAAAUCAACUUUAGCUCAGUGUUGGGCAAUAUCAGGAGUAUGGUUCUUGCAAAUCGAACUCGGUGCACAACUAAUGGUAUCCACUGUAGUUAUUGGGGCUUUACAGAAUGACGCAUCCAAAGACUCAAAUGAAGUGUUGAGUAUAACAGACGAAGAAGCAUCUUGGUUCGGUAGUCUGUUAUAUUUGUUCACACCUGUGGGAAAUAUGUUAUCAUUGUUUUUGCUGGACCGUCUUGGUCACAAGAAGUGUUUAAUACUGACAAACGUUCCGAGCAUAGUAGCUCAGUUCAUGUUGUACUUCGCCAAAAACAUAGAAAUGCUGUACGCCAGCUCAAUCCUGAUAGCGUUGGCAAUUGGGUUUUCGAGCUCCCCGAGUCUUGCAUACGCCGGUGAAGUAGGCGAACCAAAACUAAGAAGCGCAUUGAAUUCAGCGCUGAACAUAUUUUUUUUUAUGGGAUCCAUAAUAUUGACUAUGUUGUACAGUAUAACCCUGCAAUGGAGAUUGACGGUGAUAGUGACCACGGUGUUUCCGAUUUUGAGCAUUGCUUUAUUAUUAACGACACCAGAUUCUCCGAUAUGGUUAUUGGCCAAGGGAAAAAGUUCAAAAGCACACCGAAACCUUAGCAGAUUGAGGGGAAAAGUGUCGUAUGAAAAAUGUGAUGACGAAUUUCAAGAAAUGGUCAAAUACAUUUCUCCCUCCAACAAUGAUCAAUCGAAUCACAAAGGAGAUACAAAUACUUGGAAGCAACUUUUUGAGCCCGAGGUCAUAAGACCUUUUCGUUUGAUAAUGAUAUGUUUCUUCUUCGUGAAUUUAUUGUCUGGAUUACCAUUAUUUCCAUAUUUAGUACCAGUACUUAAUACAUUUGGCGCACCCGUAAACAUUGAAUUGACAUUAUCAUUCACGAUGGUUCUCUCUAUGUUAGGAAGUUUAAUGGCAGUUUUUCUAAUACGUAAAUUCGGCAAACGAUUUCUCACGCUAUUUACGUUAUCGAUUUGCUCUAUUUGCUAUAUAUCUAUUGGACUAAUCGGGGUUUAUUGGAAAAACUCAGAAUCAAUAACCUCUUGGAUAGUACUAGUACUUUUUCUUACUACUAUUUUAGCUUCAUCAUUUGGAAUAACGCCAGUUUCGUGGACCCUUGUCACCGAAAUAUUUCCUGCUAAGUGUAAAAAUAUUUUAUGCAGUACUUGUGCGGGUUUGUUUUGUAUCUAUACUUUUUUCAUGGCUAAAUAUUACCCGGAAUUGUCAAUAUUAGUGGGAUUUUAUAAUGUAUUUACUAUAGCUGGUACUGUUGGUUUAUUUAGCUGUAUAUAUUUCUAUUUUUGUCUACCAGAAACAGAAAACAAAACCUUACAAGAAAUUACUGAGUUUUUCAAAUAGAAUCAAACACUCAAUUGUUAUUUUGUUUUAUUAAUUAUUAACUAUCCUAGAAAGCUUUGUGUAGUGAGGUGUAUAUUUUUCCAUCAACGAGCAUUCAGUUUUUAAAUUUUUUAAGCAUAAAAACUAGAACAACCUUUAAAUUAACAUAAGAAAGAUUUUUCAACCUUCAGUAGUUCAAUCUUAUUAAUGUUACUAUAAAUCAGAAUACAACUGUUAAUUUUUUUUUUU
Myzus persicae (green peach aphid) is the source of this 2176-nucleotide messenger RNA. Its product is annotated as facilitated trehalose transporter Tret1-like. Gene Ontology annotation, molecular function: transmembrane transporter activity. The transcript is spliced from 9 exons. The record is from RefSeq and is a predicted model, not a curated record. NCBI's taxonomy places the organism in Eukaryota, Metazoa, Arthropoda, Insecta, Hemiptera, Aphididae. Gene Ontology annotation, biological process: transmembrane transport. Bases 536 to 1948 code for a protein of 470 amino acids. Gene Ontology annotation, cellular component: membrane.